Nezara viridula (southern green stink bug) is the source of this 984-nucleotide messenger RNA. The record is from the annotation of a GenBank genome assembly. Lineage: Eukaryota; Metazoa; Arthropoda; Insecta; Hemiptera; Pentatomidae.
AUGGACGGGAGGACCGUGAAGGGAACCAUACGGCAGAGCGCAGGUGGUGUCGGCCGUAACAUCGCGGACGCCCUCGGUAAAUUGCAGAGGUGCCCCCCUCUACUCCUCUCGGCGGUUGGUCCAGACCUCUAUGGCCAAUUUCUGCUGGACAACAUCAAACACCUGAAUUGUUCUGCUGUAGAAACGAAGGAAGGCAGCAGAACUGCUUGCUAUACUACACUUAUUGACAAAGAUGGGGAAACCAGGUUCGGUGUUGGUGACAUGGAUAUUCACAAUACUAUCGAUAAAGAACAGGUGAAGAGAUACAAGAAAGAUAUUGAGAAUGGUUCAAUCUUAAUAAUGGAUGGAAACAUACCUCAAGAAACAAUUAAUGCUACUCUCGAAAUUGCUAGUAAUUCUAAUGUACCAGUUUGGUUUGAACCUACCGAUCUAUCCAAGGCCUGUAAACCACUGGAAACUGAUUUAUGGAAAAAUAUAGCCAUUAUGACGCCAAAUCUUGCUGAACUGAAAGAAAUGGCAAGACAUCUAGGUCAAGAUUUUAAUGAGGAAUUCAACUUCAUCAAUAUAGAAAAACUCUUACAACAAAUAAAAUUUUUGGUGACUCCUCUUACUUUGGAAAUUCCUAUUGUAAUGGUAACAAUGGGACAGCAUGGAAUGUUGAUGGUGAGUUGCUUGACAACAGAUGAACCAGUUUUAAAUGGUUUUACUAAAAAGAUCAGUGAAUGUUAUUUUCGAUAUUACCAACCAAUCAAAAUAUCAAAUGUACAGAACACGUCUGGAGCAGGAGAUUGCACUGCAUCUGGCUUCAUCGCUGGAGCUUUAUCUGGUUUAACCGAGCCAGAGUGUGUGGAGCUAGGUAUGAAGGCAGGCAUAGAUUCCCUUCAAUCAAACAAUCCGGUGCCAGAAAGUUUCAAAGUUUCUUUAGGACAGAAGUAUGCUGUGAUAUCCCCUAUUCUAAUACACAAAGACCAACACAUAAAAUGA